Pyrgilauda ruficollis (rufous-necked snowfinch) is the source of this 803-nucleotide messenger RNA. RefSeq names its product toll-like receptor 6. The transcript is spliced from 2 exons. The coding region runs from base 87 to 803 and encodes 238 amino acids. Lineage: Eukaryota; Metazoa; Chordata; Aves; Passeriformes; Passeridae. The record is from RefSeq and is a predicted model, not a curated record.
GGGAAGCCGGUUCGUUCCUCAAAGAUUGGAACAAAGAUGGACAGUUAAGAAAAGUAUUGAGCACCUGCAAGGAAAGAAAAAACAGUAUGACACUAAAUACCAGCUUUCUCAGACACGUUUUUCUGUACAAGUGUCUGUUUGCAUUAACUUUGGGGGAUCAUGUCAGCCUGUCUGUAGAAGAUGAACUCUUUACAUCUGUUUCCAACAAUUUUCCAGAAGAUGAUUCUAAUCAAAAAAACACGAGUCUGCCACUCCAGUAUACAAAGAGUCAUCAGCCCAGUUGGGUUGUGAUACAAAAUACUACAGAAAGCCUGUCAUUGUCAGAAAUCAAACGUAACGAUGCAAAAAAGUUGAUAGCUUUGUUAUCUAAUUUCAGACAAGGAUCCAGGUUACAAAAUCUGACAUUGGCAAAUGUGUCAGUGGAGUGGAAUGAUCUAAUGGAGAUUUUUCAGACUGUAUGGCACUCAUCCGUUGAAUACUUCAAUACAUACAAUGUAACACAACUGUCAGACGUUGAAAGUUAUGACUUUGACUACUCAGGUACUUCUAUGAAAGCAUUGACAAUGAAGAAGAUGAUAAUCACGGACAUGUACUUCACACAGGAUGACCUGUACAAAAUAUUUGCUGACAUGAAUAUUGAAGACAUGACAAUAGCUGAUUCAGAAAUGAUUCAUAUGCUUUGUCCUUCAUAUAAGAGUCCCUUUAGAUACCUAAAUUUUUUAAAGAAUGAUUUAACAGAUUUUCUUUUUCAAAAAUGUGAUAACCUACUUCAGCUGGAGACAUUAAUCCCUGUUCUGGGCUAA